UCGAGAAAACAGAACGGAAAAUGGGAGAUGGAAUUAUGGAAAACAUUUUUACUUCGUUCUUCAAUGGCGCAUUCUCCAGUCCAAGCAUCGCUCUCGUCCUCCUCGGCUUCCAACCGGAUGCGUACUUUGAUUUACUCUUUUCCAGUCAUAUCCAAAAGGAUAGAAUCUGUUAAAUUUUCCUGGAGUGCAAGCAGUACAGUGGUAUGCGCUGCAAAAGGUCCACGGCCGAGAUAUCCUCGGGUUUGGAAAACCCGAAAGAGAAUUGGAACCAUAUCCAAGGCAGCAAAGCUUGUUGAUUGUGUCAAGGGACUGUCUAACGUCAAAGAGGAAGUUUAUGGGGCUCUUGAUUCCUUCAUAGCCUGGGAACUAGAGUUUCCUCUUAUUACUGUAAAGAAGGCCCUGAAGACCUUAGAGAUUCAAAGAGAAUGGAAGAGGAUAAUCCAGUUGACAAAAUGGAUGUUAAGUAAAGGCCAAGGAAGAACAAUGGGAAGCUAUUUCACAUUACUAAAUGCCUUAGCUGAAGAUGGAAGACUCGAUGAAGCCGAAGAGCUUUGGAACAAAUUGUUUUCUCAGUAUCUGGAGAGCAUGCCUCGGAUGUUCUUUCAUAAAAUGAUAUCCCUCUAUUAUGACCAGGGCAUGCACGACAAGUUAUUCGAGGUAUUUGCUGACAUGGAAGAACUUGGAGUUCAACCAAAUACGGAAAUUGUCACUAUGAUAGGAAAUGUCUUCCAAGAGUUGGGUAUGUUUGAUAAAUAUGAAAAGCUGAAGAAGAAAUAUCCUCCACUAAAAUGGGAGUAUCGAUACGUUAAAGGAAAGCGUGUAAGAAUACGAGCGAAGUACCUGAACGAAUAUGGUAAUUCCAACAAUGGUUCAAGUGAGCUGGACCAAAAAGAUGACAGUUCAAUCAAACUACUGGAGGAAGCUGAAACAGUUUCUAAGGAUUCUAGUCUUGAAGAUGAGGAAAUGAGGGAAGACCCAGAUGAAAUAUUGGAAGAUGAAAGUAAGUUGGAGGCACCCGAUUUUGAAUACAAUUUCAUGGGGUAUGGGCGAUUGUAAAUAUACAUAUUUCUCAUAUGAAAAAUCGCCCUCAAUUUGUAGUGUAGACUUCUAAUAAGAUUUUUGUAAUUUGAACAGAUCAUAGAGCCAAUUCUCUUUAUUUCAGCCUUCAAUAUUAUAAUGCUCGAUCGAGCGUAUGACCUAGGCUUAUGAUAAACAAGAUGAAUCCAGGAGUUGUAUCAA
This is a messenger RNA of Momordica charantia (bitter melon), 1239 nucleotides long. Its product is annotated as Pentatricopeptide repeat (PPR) superfamily protein. NCBI's taxonomy places the organism in Eukaryota, Viridiplantae, Streptophyta, Magnoliopsida, Cucurbitales, Cucurbitaceae. Gene Ontology annotation, molecular function: protein binding. The record is from RefSeq and is a predicted model, not a curated record.